Messenger RNA from Cicer arietinum (chickpea), 2335 nucleotides. RefSeq names its product cysteine-rich receptor-like protein kinase 10. Gene Ontology annotation, molecular function: protein serine/threonine kinase activity; ATP binding. Gene Ontology annotation, biological process: protein phosphorylation; defense response to bacterium. Gene Ontology annotation, cellular component: plasma membrane. NCBI's taxonomy places the organism in Eukaryota, Viridiplantae, Streptophyta, Magnoliopsida, Fabales, Fabaceae. The record is from RefSeq and is a predicted model, not a curated record.
UGACUCAUAACUAUUUUCAAACAUUAUCUAUACACACACCUUUAAAUCUCUGAAUCUAUUUGCUAGAUCUUGCUUAGUUUACCACUUUUUCUUUUUCAUGAAAAUCCAACCACAUGUUUCUUAAUUUGCAGCAUAACAGAAUCAUGAUAAUUGAAUUUAUUCUAAUCACUCUUAUUCUAACAACAAUCACAGAAACCUCUGCAUCAGUGUUCAACAACGUUACUUGCACAAACAACAAAACAUUCACACCAAACAGCACUUUCCACAAAAACCUCAACACUCUCCUCUCUUCUCUUUCCUCCAACGUAACCAACGAUGUUAGAUUCUUCAACACAACAUCAGGAAACGAUCCAAACACAGUCUACGGUCUCUAUAUGUGUCGUGGCGAUGUUCCAUUCGCUCUAUGUAGAGAGUGUAUCGGUUUCGCAACACAAACAAUUCCUUCUUCGUGUCCUUCUUCCAAAGAAGCUGUGAUCUGGUACAACGAGUGUUUGUUACGGUACUCCUACAGAUUCAUUUUCUCCAAAACAGAAACAUUGCCGAGAUUCAAAAUCAAAAUUCCAAUGGGAGACCCUAUUUUGUUACAGAGUAAAGGGUUUUACUCUGCUUUAAGAUCUAUUUUAAACGUGCUUAUAAAAGAAGCUGCGGUUUCUCUUGCCGGUUUUAACAAAUUUGCUGUUAAGCAAGAAAAUGCUUCUGCUAGUGUGACUCUAUAUGGUCUUGCUCAGUGUACGCCGGACUUGUCCUUUGUCGAUUGUAGGCGGUGUGUCGAGGAUGCGGCGGCGGAGUUUCCGGAGGGUUGUUGUGGUGGUAGCAUAGGGGAAACUGUUUUGUUUCCAAGUUGUGUUGUGAGGUUUGAAACUUAUCCGUUUUAUCAGCAUUCAGUAACCUCAGCAGCAGCAACAACAAUUAAGGGGGGAAGAAACAUUCCAACACAUGUGAUUGCCAUCAUUGUUGUCCUGGUUGUUAUUUUGGGGAUCACUUUUUGCUUUGGCUGCUUUUUAUUCUUGAUGAAAUCGAAAAAAAGACGCAAGGAAACCCUCAGAGAAAACAUUGGGCUUGAAAUUUCUUCCCCUGAGUCAUUACAAUUUGAUUUGGCUACAAUUGAAAUAGCAACAAACAAUUUUUCUGAUGACAACAAGAUAGGUAAAGGGGGAUACGGACAAGUCUACAAGGGAAUUCUUCCUGAUGGACAAGAAAUAGCUGUGAAGAGACUGUCCAAAAGUUCUGGACAAGGAGCAGAGGAAUUUAAAAAUGAAGUGAUGUUGAUAGCCAAACUUCAACAUAGAAAUUUGGUGAGGUUAAUAGGAUUUUGCCUUGAAGACCAAGAAAAGAUACUUAUCUAUGAAUAUGUGCCUAACAAGAGUCUUGAUCACUUCCUAUUUGAUCCUCAGAAGCAAAAACAAUUAACUUGGUCUGAGCGGUAUAAUAUCAUCAAAGGAAUUGCUCGAGGAAUUCUUUAUCUUCAUGAAGACUCCCGUCUCAAGAUUAUACAUCGUGAUAUUAAACCAAGCAAUGUUCUUUUAGAUAACAACAUGAUUCCUAAGAUAUCUGAUUUUGGCAUGGCAAGGAUGGUAGCUAUUGAGCAAAUUCAAGGACAAACAAAUAGAGUUGUGGGCACAUAUGGUUAUAUGUCUCCAGAAUAUGCAAUGCAUGGACAUUUUUCAGUGAAGUCAGAUGUUUUUAGUUUUGGAGUUAUGCUUCUCGAGAUUAUUAGUGGAAAAAAGAAUUCUUAUACUUUUGAAUCAUGCCGCAUAGAUGAUCUAUUAAGCAAUGCUUGGAACCAAUGGAAAGGUGAGUCACCAUUUCAGUUGCUGGAUCCAAUUAUGCAAGAAUCUUAUACUCCAAAUGAAGUAGAAAAGUGUGUGCAAAUUGGUUUAUUGUGUGUCCAAGAAAGUCCAGAUGAUAGGCCUACAAUGGGAACAGUUGUUUCAUAUCUUAAUAAUCUUUCAAUUGAAAUGCCAUUUCCUCUGGAACCAGCAUUUUUCAUGCAUGGCAGAACGAGAAGACAUUCUCAUGAACAUGAAUCAUAUUCAGAAGAUCGAUAUAUGCACUAGAAGGAGGGGAGGUGGGUUUUUAGGAGAAAAUAAGAACACUUAUGACAUUGCAACUUGCAAGUGAAGGAGAAUAAUUGAUAUAUUUAAAAAUAAAAUAUUUUGAGAUAUGAAAACAGAUAAAGGAAAAUGAAAACAUUUUUGCUGGCCAAUAAUUUGUUAACUCAAUGUAGUGGUGUUAUUGAGUUUUAUGUAAGUCGGUUACAAUAUUAAAGGAAAAUUGAUGUUAAUACGAGUAAGGAAAACAUAAUUAAGAAUGUCAUAAUAGAGAUAAAAUAAAG